UCCUUCAGUCUGCAUCCACUCACCAGUCACACUAAAACCUAGGCAAAUUUCUCCACCCUGACACCAAUAUUAUUCAUCUAAAUAAUACAUACAUAUACAUAUAAUUAAAGAAAUCUGCUGUGCCAAAAAAUGAUACCUAAUAUCAACGAAAAAGCGAAACAAUUAAACGAUUUGGAACCAUGGCAACCCAUGGUACAGACGUAUCAUCCCAACGAUGCAAAAUUGGCCUUUGAUACGACCGGGGUUCAAACUGACAAAAUUUUUAUUCUACGGAAAAGGACCCCAUUUCAAGACUACUGCUUCACCCAAGUGUUCUUUCACAAGGAUCGCGUCUACGGAAACUCGCCCGUUCUGGAUCGCUUCAUUGAUUUGGAAAAGGGACAUUUGUUCGAACUCGCCAAUUUGGACGAGUUGAAUGAGCUUCAUUUCCGUAGGAUGUUGGGGUUCUUUUACGGCUAUGACAUGAACUAUGUUGAGGACACGUGUGAGCUCACUGCGCUGUACAAGAUGGCGAUUCUCUUCAUGGUGAAACCCUUGGAGGAUUUUUGCUUGGCAAAAUUACUCCGUACAACGACUGGAAUACCUGCUUCGUCACAUUUUGUUGGUGACAAGGUUAACACAGAAAAUGAGCAAUUUGAUAAGGAAACUUCGAAAACUGCUGUGAACCCUGACGGAAUCGAGAAGCAAGUUUCAGACGACCAGGAGACACUCGAAUCUCAAAAUCCAGGGAAACCUGCAUCUCAGAACGAGAAAAUCUCUACCCUCAAGGACGACAUUAUUUCUGAAAUGGUCACCACGCUUAAAUCCGAGAUUCAGCAGGAACUCGCCGCCAGCGUGAAGGACGACCUCAAAAAACUCAUUUUGGAUGACUUGCGCCCCAAUAUUGAGCAACGUUUCCUUACCGAUGAGGACUUUAAGGAUCACAUCACCCAAGGAAUUAUAGCCGUUGCGCGGGAAGAACUAAAAAAUGGGGCAAGGAAUGACCCCUUUUGCAAGAUUGGAGUACAAGCCUUCCUCCAAAAUGAGUUUCUGGCAGAUAUUGAUUUCAAACACAAGUUAUGCGUCGAAUUAAGACCAAAAUUUAUUUCGGACUUAAAGGACGAGAUUUUACCCGAAUUAGGGAAAGAUAUUAAAGACAGGAUUUUGGCGGAUGAGCAAACCAAGACCGAGCUUGUGGGUCAAAUGCGGUCCAAAUUUUUGGUAAAUGACGACUUCCAAGAGGAGUUGGUUCAACUUUUGACGGAUUCUAUUCGGUCGGAAUUUUCAUAAAAAUUACGCAAAAAACAUAAUAUUUGUGUGAAUUCGAAAAUAAGGGUUUUGCAUUGAAAUUUAUUUUCCGUAUCAAUUGUUUUCUAAAUAUGUUUCCCAAGUUCACUUUUUGAAUGUUGUCCAACUUCAAUAAAUUCUUGACUGGUUUCCAAUUAUGUUGGGAAUAUAUGUAUGUACAUACAUUUUAAAAUUUUAUAGAGAAUGCUACACACAAUUUCCAUACGAGAAAACAAACUUAUGAAGUAUGUAUAUAAAUUAAUUGGGGAAAUUUAAUAAAACAUAAUAAU
This is a messenger RNA of Folsomia candida, 1556 nucleotides long. RefSeq lists its product as uncharacterized. The record is from RefSeq and is a predicted model, not a curated record. The transcript has 4 exons. Bases 130 to 1269 code for a protein of 379 amino acids. NCBI's taxonomy places the organism in Eukaryota, Metazoa, Arthropoda, Collembola, Entomobryomorpha, Isotomidae.